AUGGCUUCAUCUUCGCCACCAGGCAUGGUGGUCCACAACCGCUUCUUAGGGUUCCUCAUAUGGCAAUCUAUCCCCUCCACUGUCAUCUUCUUCAUCUUCAAAACCCUCUCAUCAACCAUCUCUUCCACUUCUCACUCCACCGCCAAACCCCCAUUCCCCUUUGCCCCGUAUGUUUUUUCCUUUAUUACAUUCUUGACCUUCCACCUUUCACAACUUCUUUUCUCCUUCUCACUCUCCCUCAUCUCCUCACCCCACCCCCACCGCCUAGUCUCUCCUCUUCAGCUCGCUCUCGGCCUCAUACGCUUCCUUUUCGUUCCCGGUGGCUCCGAUUUAUCAGAGUCUCCCGAGUCUCGGGUUCGGGCUAAGUUAUCGGUCGGGUUCCUGCUGUUUUUGGCAGCGGUGGCGGUUUCGGGGUUCGUUGCGGUGGUUUCGGUGUGUGUGAAAUUUGGUGAUGGGGUUGGGCUGAUUGGGGCAGUGGGGUUUAGGGGUUUUGUGAUGGGUUUGCUUUAUGGCUUGUAUUAUGUCUAUUACCGCAGAUGGGUCUUCGAGUUUCCCAUUAUUCAGCGUCCUCCUUUUUUCAGCUUCAAGAUGGGACUCCCUUCAGCUAUCACACGAUCCUUGAAGCUAUCCUGCUUGGCAUCCCUAUUUUCAGCUUUUCUGGUGGUGUUUCUGCCCCACCAGCUUCAGAACCAAGCUACAAUCGGAAAGGUCAUUGUUGAGCAGAUUAUAUUUUACAUUGGGAGUUUCUUAGUGUUUCUCUGCUGGGAAAUAAGUCACCAUUUACAUCAGGUUCUUCAUACAAAGAGGUUUGUAUUUGCACCACCUAAAGGAUCAGCAGCAGCAGAAACAAAUCCAAGUGAGCAUCUCCUUUCAGCUCUGGAAGAAAGCAGUCCUAAUUCUCUUCUCCAGUAUCUUGCAUAUCUUGAUAUCUAUAUGGUUUGUGAGAAUAAUGUUGAUACUUGGCGACGAGCUGCAUUUUUUGAAGAAAGUGGUGAAACUUACAAAAGAGUUAUAUAUGUAUGCUUGCGGCCUCUGGAGCAGCUUGCAUCAAAGUUGGGCGAAGGCUUGGAAAGUUCUGUUGAAAAAAGCUCCCAAAUAUCGAAUCAGUUACUGUCGCCAACUGACCAGCGACUAGACCCAAAAUACUCUGAGCCAUUGAACAACUUCCAGCUAUAUGCGUGGUGUGCCUGGACGGCUGCCUCACUGACUACAUGCUCACACAGAGAGGACAGAUUUGGGGUUGCCCAGCUUUCUGGCAGUAAUGCUGCUGUGAUAUCAACACUGAUUUCUUGUCUUCUUGCUGUUGAAUCAUACAUGGGGAAGAAGACCAAUUUGCAAUCUGCACAGCAUUUUAUGGGGUCGACUGGUUUUAAAUUGAGAACCUCGAGUGCGGGGAAUAUUGGCAUGGGUAAAAAGAGAGCUGGCCCCCUUCAUUCAAAAGCAUAUUCGAUUGCUGAUGUUCUUAGGAACUCAAUCUACCAUAUUGUGUCUACUUUCCAUGAUCAGAUGGCAAGCAGUGCUAAGAAGGGUCUUCUUGAGAAGGAUUGGAUCAGCAGUGACAAGCCUCCUUUUGGAACACGCGAGCUUCUAGUGCAGAAAUUGCAUCUUUUCCUGGACUUUCGAGCUAGCUAA
Messenger RNA from Prunus armeniaca (apricot), 1632 nucleotides. Lineage: Eukaryota; Viridiplantae; Streptophyta; Magnoliopsida; Rosales; Rosaceae. The record is from the annotation of a GenBank genome assembly.